Molecule: messenger RNA, 663 nt
Organism: Candidozyma auris
Lineage: Eukaryota; Fungi; Ascomycota; Pichiomycetes; Serinales; Metschnikowiaceae
Gene: PEX17
Product: Pex17p
Exons: 1
Coding region: 1-663 (220 amino acids)
Source: RefSeq, a predicted model, not a curated record
AUGUCAGUUCCUAUCGUUACGAUACCAGAGGCUGCCUUUGAUACAGCAGGGCUUGCACUUGUGGCUGCUCGUCGAAGACUGAGGUUAUUUGCGUACCUUGUUCGCCUACUCAAUGGCUCAGGAGCAUUAUUAGUGCUUGCUUACAUCGUCGGUCUCUUAGGCAUCAGGCCACUAUUGGAGACGAAGGUAAUUAGACGCUUAGACUUCUUGGAGUCUACCAGAACAAAACUACGGGAUUUAUAUCUUGAGCUUAUUGGCAAAGUGGACCAUAUCCCUAUAGUGGCCCUCCAUAGGCCUGGAUCAAGUAAGUUAUAUGCCGAGGCAUUUUGUCAAACGGAGUCAUCGCAGGCUUCCGAUGAUGAAGAAAUCAACAACAAGCGCACAUUGGGCCUGGAGAAGGUGUGGCUGAAGCUCGGGGUGUUACUGGCUGGGUUGCGUCAGUGUACUGCCUUUUCAGUGAGCGAGAUGCCUAACUACAAAAUGACUGAUUUGUCGAUCAAGCAAUUUCAGCAAAAAACUGACCAGUCUUUUUUUAGUCAUCGAGAUAUGUUUUUCAGAGAUGUUUUGCAGCCUGACGGCACUUCCAGAGAGAAGAACCUCGCCCUGGAGGCCAAGGGUGAGAUCCGUGGAAUCAAAGGUCUUUUCAUGAGCGGACAAAUAUAA